This is a messenger RNA of Dalotia coriaria, 1042 nucleotides long. RefSeq lists its product as uncharacterized. Lineage: Eukaryota; Metazoa; Arthropoda; Insecta; Coleoptera; Staphylinidae. Gene Ontology annotation, molecular function: protein binding. The record is from RefSeq and is a predicted model, not a curated record. The transcript is spliced from 2 exons. The coding region runs from base 71 to 997 and encodes 308 amino acids.
UGCAGUCGAGUAUACUCAAUGUCUAACUUUGAUUUACUAAAGUUUUUGAAAUUAAAAGAGUUUAGGUGGCAUGUAUUGUCACAUAUUCACUAUGAUUCUGUUCACUUUAUCCAACGCCCAUGUGCAAAUACUAAACUGGAGUGAAAUGAAUCAUCGUGAAUUUGAAACACUGUUGAAAGAACAGUUUACUGAGAUGAGUAAAACAUUAAUUACAGAAAUUAAUCUACGAAGGAAUAGAAUCAACAGAAUUGACUGGGAUGCAUUCAAUGGAUUCGUCAACUUAACACAUUUGUAUUUAUCAAACAACAUGCUAAAGUAUUGGAACGUCAAUUUACCAGUAUUGCAAUUGCUUGAUAUAUCAAACAAUAAUUUCGUUACUUUUAAGGACAUAGAUUUGGAAGCAAUGCCUGCGUUGCAUACACUCCAACUGAACAACAAUCAGCUAGAAAACAUCAAUUGGAAUUUAACUUUAGGUAAUAUUACUGAGAUAGAUCUACGCAACAAUGUGAAUUUAACAAAAGUGCAAAUAUCAUCCGAAUCACUACAGGUUCUUUCAUUGAAAAAUACAAGUAUUCAGAAGAUAGAUUUAAAAGUGCCAAAAUUGCGGGAAUUAAAUUUAUGCCUUACGAGUUUUAAUAAAUUAGAAAUACUAAAUAACAUUUGUAAUUCUAGUGUGAGACUAGAAAAUUUGAGUAUCAUGUACACAGCUGAAGAUAAAAGCAAUAAACGUUUUGAGUGUCCAAUACAAGUUAUGGUACUCGUAGGUUGUCAGUAUAGUACACUUAGAAAAGGUUUUGAUGAUGUAGCUGUAUCAGCGAAAGAUUAUUUCAAAGUAAAAUGCUCAUUAUACGGAAUGCUAAUUGUAAGCAUACUUUUAUCAAUAUGUUUUGUAAUUAUAACUACGUUAUAUUUAAGAACUAAGACAGAAAGAUCAAAGACAGAAAUUUAUUAUGUGACGUAUAAUAAAAAACGUCUGAAGAUUACUAUUAAGAAGUAAAGUAAUGUUAAUAAUUGUGACCGUAAUAAACAUUUUAUUCUUAUA